Cryptomeria japonica (Japanese cedar) is the source of this 1411-nucleotide messenger RNA. RefSeq names its product F-box/kelch-repeat protein At5g60570-like. The transcript has 2 exons. NCBI's taxonomy places the organism in Eukaryota, Viridiplantae, Streptophyta, Pinopsida, Cupressales, Cupressaceae. Bases 289 to 912 code for a protein of 207 amino acids. Gene Ontology annotation, biological process: regulation of phenylpropanoid metabolic process; negative regulation of cytokinin-activated signaling pathway. The record is from RefSeq and is a predicted model, not a curated record. Gene Ontology annotation, molecular function: protein binding.
ACAAAUCCAAAGCAGAGACGUUUUCAACUGGAAGAAGAAAUACAAUUGAUAUAUCAGAUAAUGUGAUGGCAAAUGAUCCACACCCUUCUCAAUUCGCUGUUUGGAAUUUAUUAACAGGGAAAUUUGAGCAGGCAGUGUUAUAUAAAAAGGGUAGUUUGUUUUAACAAGCGGUGGCAGAUAGCUGAUAAAGUUGACGCUUGAGGGGAAGUCCACCAUGAAAGUCUUUACAGCUCCGGAUGAAAUGGUUUAUUUCCAAACCUUCCAGAAGAAUUAGGUCUUGAGUGUCUGAUGAGGGUUUCAUACCAGUGGCACAGCAAUCUCAGAGCUGUGAAUAAACAGUGGAGGGAAGCAGUGAACAGCAAUUGGUUCUAUCAAGACAGGAAACGCUAUUGUAUUUGGGAGCAAAUCAUAUGGCUGAUUCAAGACAACAGAAAGGUAUUUCUAUACUACCCACUCAAAAACUAUUGGGAAAUACUGCCUCCAGUUCCAAUCCUGUCUGGAUUCUGUGGGUGCUGUAGUAAGUGCAUUUGUGUCAACCAUAAGCUAAUCAUCAUAGAGGGUUCUGUAGCAAGAACAGAAAUGAAAGUUCACUCUGUUUUUCUUUAUGAUUUUAGAUCCUCCAAAUGGUCCAGGGGCGCUGAUAUGCCCACAGCGAGAGCUCACUUUGCCUGCUCUGCAUCCCCUGAAGGCCAGAUUUACAUUGCAGGAGGGAUGGACAAUGAUGAGAAAUCUGAAUUUGGGGCAGCGGUUUAUGAUGUUGAACAGAACAAGUGGGAACUGCUUCCUGAUAUGAAUCAAUCAGGAGGUUUUACUGGUGCAUUUCUUGAUGAUAAAUUUUGGGUUAUGAAAGGCAACUUGCAAGAGGUUUUUGAUGUGAAUACAAAAACAUGGGCGUCACAGGAAAGUGCAUAGCAAUAUAUGAAUGAUGGAAAGUUUGUAGCAGCAUUUGGAAAGAUCUAUUCCUUUAUGGGAAGAGAAGUUAGGGAGCAUGACAAUAAACAGAAUGCUGAAAAGACAGUAGAUUUACUUCCUUCAGAAGUUUCCAUUGUCUGGUGUGUUACUUUAUGGGGAGAUAAGAUAUUUGUGUGUGCUAGUGAUGUAAAUGGGAGUGCUUCUUUCUAUUUUUACUGUCCUCCGAGAGCAGAAGCCACAACAUCGAGGAAGGAGGGGGAGAGGUCAGUUCGUAUUGAAGGGCAUCCGCGAUUCAAUGGUCGCUUUUACAGAACAGGGACUGUGCAGGUUUGAAUGUUGGAAGGUCAGACCACCUCUUGUAUUUAUAUGUACUAUUGUAUAGGUAGCAAAUUGCAUUGGAAGGAGGCACAAUGGUUAUGUGAAUAGAAAAUUAUAUGUAAGGAGACAUGUGGGAGAGUACAAUUUUAUUUGUUUGUAAAGUAAUAUUUGAAAUAUUUAU